AUGUCCAUAGUACUCAAUUGUGUAUUGGUUUCGAAACAGUGGUUCAAGGUCAUAUCGGAAAGAUCAAAACUUUCACUAUCCAUUAAAAGUUACCAGAAAAUACAAGGCCAAUUAUUGGAACGUGUUACAACUCUACAAGUAGAGCAAAGUGAUCCUCUUUUUGAUUGUAAAAAACUUGGUUUGCUGAAACAAUUAACUCAAUUGGAUAUUGAUGGAAAUAAUAUCGAUGAGGAGGGAGCUAAAUACAUAAGUGAAAUGCAGUAUUUGGCUAUUCUCAAUAUGUUGGGUAAUAAUAUUGGAAAUGAAGGAGUAAAAUAUAUUAGUGGAAUGAAACAAUUGACUCAUCUUAAUGUUAGUGAAAAUAAUAUUGGAUUGGAUGGGGUAAAGUACAUUGUUGAAAUGAAGCAAUUGACCCAUCUUAAUAUUGGGCAAAAUAGUAUUGGAGAUGAGGGAGCCAAACUCAUAGGAGAAAUGACACAAUUGUUAGAUCUUUGUAUCUUUUAUUGUGGUAUUAGCUCAGAAGGUAUCAAACACAUUUCCAAACUGGAUAAAUUGACUGAUCUUAAUAUCAGUAGUAAUAUGCUAUAUGAUGAUAGUACCAAAUAUAUUAGUGGUAUGAAUCAAUUAACCUAUCUACGAAUUCAUGACAAUAAUAUAGGAGAUGAGGGGGCCAAAUUCUUAGGAAAAAUGAAACAAUUGACUGGUAUUAACAUUUGGAGGAAUGAAUUAACAGCAGAAGGAGUCAAAUUCUUAACUGGCCUUGAUAAACUAACUGAAAUCGAUAUCAGUAGCAAUAAUAUUGGUGACAAUGGAGCAAAAUACAUUUCUGAGAUGAAACAAUUAACUAAUCUUGAUGUUAGUGACAAUAAUAUUGGAGAGGAAGGAGCCAAAUACAUUGGUAAUAUGAAACAAUUAACAAUUCUCACUUUAUGGAAAAAUAAUAUUAGGGGAGAGGGAGCCAAAUAUAUAUCCAAACUCGAGAAAUUAACUGAGCUCGAUAUAAGUGAAAAUCACAUUGAUGAGAAAGGAGCCAAAUACAUAAGUGAAAUGUCACAAUUAAACGCACUUGAUAUUAGUGUUAAUAUUAUUGGCAACCAAGGAGCCAAAUAUAUCAAAGAAAUGAAACAAUUAACGGAUCUUCUAAUUUGGGAUAAUAAUAUUAUUGAACAAGAGGAGCAUCCAAAGGAAAUCAAAGAAGUAUCCACUACUCCAUUAGCCGAAACUAAUACCAAGUUGUCAACACCUUCUCUUGAUAAUACAAAAGGAUUGAGAAAAUUAAUUGGAUUAGCUUUCAUCUUGCUGUCAUUCACCACACUCCUAUAUAUCUCAAUUAAAUAG
Molecule: messenger RNA, 1338 nt
Organism: Naegleria gruberi
Lineage: Eukaryota; Heterolobosea; Eutetramitea; Acrasida; Naegleriidae
Exons: 1
Coding region: 1-1338 (445 amino acids)
Molecular function (GO): protein binding
Source: RefSeq, a predicted model, not a curated record